Hyaloscypha bicolor E is the source of this 3270-nucleotide messenger RNA. RefSeq names its product ankyrin. Bases 241 to 2958 code for a protein of 905 amino acids. Gene Ontology annotation, biological process: protein localization to ciliary inversin compartment. Lineage: Eukaryota; Fungi; Ascomycota; Leotiomycetes; Helotiales; Hyaloscyphaceae. Gene Ontology annotation, cellular component: ciliary inversin compartment. The record is from RefSeq and is a predicted model, not a curated record. The transcript has 5 exons. Gene Ontology annotation, molecular function: protein binding.
CGAGUUGUCAGCCCCGAGCGCCUGAAGGCAAACGGCACAGCGGGGUGCGCUCUGGAUCUGGACCGCCACUUGCAUCGGCAUCUUCGUCGAUAAAUGCUGCUGGUGCUGGGCUAUUCCCAAGGCCCUUUGAGACUCUCGCGAUGCUCGUUCCAUAAGCGCUGAUCCUACGACUCACUGCUCUCUUGAUUGCGCCAGAGCGCUCCUUCCUCGACCGAAUAGGGGUUCUAUCCUUUCCGAGACAUGCGUUGGUCCAGUGAAGGUCUUAACAGUCCAUCCAUGGCCUCCGCCCUGGGCUCCGCUGCCCACGCGACCCCGACGACGCAAGUAACCAGUGCAGCGUAUGUUGCAGACAAGAAACGAAAGAAUGGUUCGCAGGAAGAGGCGAGGGCUCCCGCUCAGAAGCGCUUGAAGCCAAAACCUAUGGGACGUCCUCGGAAUGGCUGGACACCCACCAGAAAGCGCAAGCUGGUGCGAUUGUAUUUGAUGACGGACCUCAAUGUCGGCGAGAUAGCGGAAGUCUUGCGUGGCAAGCAUUUCCAACCAUGCAAACGAGAUAUCCAGACGCAACUUGGCAUUUUGCUUCAAUCCAGACCCAAUCGACUAAGAGCGAAAGGUCCUAUAACCCGAGCGAGGCUUCAACUUUUGAGGGAAUGUCGCGAUCUGAGAUCCGCAGAACGAAUGAGAAAGUCCAACCGCAUUGCGACAUCCGAAAUCACAUCCAGCGAAAGAUACCCAUCAGAAAGCUCCGAGCUACUUUCUGCGUCCACCAUCGAACCUGCGGGCAACUCCUGGCUCGAUUUCGACCUCGACGAUGUCUCUACUGCCUCCCAAAGUCCGUACCUACAGAGUGGAUCGAGCCCCUUCGACCACUCGUCGAAUAUCAACCACUUUGAGCCCAUUGAUGCCCAGCCGCCGUUGGGACCUUGGAAAACCGAGAAGGCCGAGUCAACGCUGGGACUCUAUGAAAUAGAAAGUGCGCACCAGAAUUUGGGAGAGUAUGAGCCCAUUCCUAUACCAACAGAACUGAGUUCGGACAAUUGGAUAAAUAGCAGUUUCAACCUUGAGUCGCCCUUGGGAAAGUUUAAAUCCGGUUACAAUGAUGUUCAGUCAACGACGGAAGACCGUGACAAAACACCUUCGCCCACCGCUGCCCAGCUUAUCGAUUCCAUGUCAGAAAAAUGUGAGAGGACCUUGUCGAUGCCUGAAGAGACUACUACUCCCACCGUAAUCAAACCAGAUAAACACGACACUCGAAGUGUAUUCUCAAUAGGCAAUUCUAGCAGGUCGAUCAUGAGCCUCAGAAGUCUCAAAAAACGCCUGCAAUCGAAAUAUUCAACAUCAUUCCUGGGAGAUAUUAAGUCUCUUAUGGAGCGUCUUACUAUUUCUGAAUCUUCAGAAGUGUCGAGCACAAUGACCGGCAGGACUUCCUCCAGCAAAACUGCAACUAUCUCACGCAUUUCAGUGCCGACAAAGAUGGAACACCCUGUCAUAUUACCCGGCAGCUUUCCGCAAUACUGCUGGGAGCAUAUCAACCACAACGAAUUGCGGAAAUGUGACGAUGUUGAGUCUCCGUGCGAUUGUGGCCCUAUCUUUCAACAUAUUGGGCACGAAACCCAUCGUUCUAUUCGUUCGGAUGUCCUGUUCAGGAUCAGAGCUUGCGGAGUGCGUCCAGACGACCUUGAUGUUGUGGACGCUUUCAAAAAUUCGGUUCUUCACAUAGCCGCAGCACUCGAGGCACCGCCGAGCUACCUAUUACACCUCAUUGAUAUGGAUGCCGACGUUCACGCGUUGAACAAUGCCAAGCAAACUUUUCUGCACUUGGUGCAUAUAUCAAGUGUCGAACAAAUUCUUGAUUUUCAAAGUUUAAUUGGAAGUCUCGUUGAUCGCCAAUUCGACUUCCGGUGCCAAGACUACAAUGGUCAAACAGCCAUACACGCCCUUACAGAACCUCCAAUUUCGCCUGACGUAUUGAACGAGAUUGUGCAGACCCUUGAAUUUUGCAGAGUCGAUCUUCCAACCACUCGAGACAACCUUGGCUUCCGCAUCCAAGACCAGCUUCAGGAACUGGAGUCUAAACUAACGUUGCCUACAAUUAAGGAUUCCCAGUUCUCUGUUGAUGGAGACCUGUUCCUUGAGCAACGGGAUCCCAGCAGCGAUGGGCAGUUCGAAGAAUACAGUUUUGUCAAUAGAAAUUUUCAGAAUUUCAAGAAGCACGACUGGGUCGAGAAUUUUGAGGAUUUGCAACAGUACGAGCUACACGCAGACUUACUACGCUCAAUCGUCUGCUCCGGAGAAGACCCCAAAUUCGAAGAUGCAGAUGGUCGUAAUGGUCUCCAUUGUCUGGCAGUAGUGCGUUUGGACUUACCGAUCCCCGGCAAGCAGUCUGAUCAAAAGGCGGGUUCUUCUCUCGAAUUUUCGACAACGAGUCGCGAGCGGUACUUGGAGCAGCUUUUACUUGCUGGCGUGGAUCCAAAUAACUAUGAUAAGCAAGGAAUAACGCCAUUCAUGGCAUUCGUCAUGCACCGCCGCGAAGGCGAGGACGACGAUAUGACGACGAAGAUUUAUCAACGACUCUUUGAUGCUGGAACUGACCUUGACCGGCGCAAUCGACAUGGCGAGACAUCUCUGCAUAUUGCUGUCAGAUUGGGAAAUCGACCUGCUACAAAUUUUCUACUCUCUCAUGGAGCGAACGUCCACGCUCGCACAAGCACUGGCACUGGCAUUAUGACCCUUGGACUGAAGCAUAGUAGUAGCAGUAAAGCUGCUAAAGAUGAGAUAUUGUACGCUCAAAUACAGCUAUGUACUUCCCUCAUUGGAGACCGAGGCGCCGUAUCUGCUCCAACGAUACUUCACGAAUGGGGUUCUCCAUCAUUCCGCAUUGCUCCAGAUCGAACAUCUCCAGGCCACGAGACCACUUCUCCGCGAAAGAACAAUUUACGAAUUUCAUACUUUAAAUAGACAUCUUGGUUAGCGAAUUGAUAUGGGACGGGUCUCGGGGAACUGAUUUAUGGGGAAACUUGGAACGGAGUCGGGAUCCGGUGGAGGUGGCGAAUCGGUGUCAGAACUUGACAAUUUGCUCGUUAUUUCAACUGUCUGGUGAGAUUGAGCGAGCCCGUUUUGAAAGUGGAAAAUAUUGGCUACAUUCAUUUGUUUUGGCAAGGCCGAGCGGAGUUGUAUGAAAGUACUUAGUAGGCCUAGGAACAAAGUAAUUUAGGUAUCACUGAUUUUCCAAUCGGCAUGUAAACUUUAUGCUUGACAGAUGCACUUGAG